Messenger RNA from Brassica oleracea var. oleracea, 1363 nucleotides. RefSeq lists its product as uncharacterized. The transcript is spliced from 3 exons. The coding region runs from base 250 to 789 and encodes 179 amino acids. The record is from RefSeq and is a predicted model, not a curated record. NCBI's taxonomy places the organism in Eukaryota, Viridiplantae, Streptophyta, Magnoliopsida, Brassicales, Brassicaceae.
CCCCUAACUUUUUCUCUCUCCCCUAAAAUAAUUCGAACAAAGAGAAUAAAAAGCAAACUUGUUGAGAAUAAAUACACAGCAGAGAAACUUUGAACCCAAAAAAAAAAGAAGAAAAAAACGAAACUUUGAAGUUGCUCCAAAGGAAAGGAAAGGAAAGCUCACCAGAAGAAAUUGCAAAGAGAGGAGAAAAAAAGAAUCUUCUUCACGCCACAGAGAGACCCAAAUUUUCAUACUUUCUUCAAUCAAUCAAUGGAGUUCCCUCCGCCUCAGGAGAGAUCAAAGCGCCUCCACAACUUCACCUUACCUUAUCUCCGAUGGGGUGAGCAGAGAUUCCUCAGGUGCGUCAAGCUCGCUUCUUCUCCCGAUCACAGAUCUCCCGCUGUUGACGGAGGAGGAGAGUUUGGAGACGGGAAGCUAAGGCUCGAUCCACCAAAGGUGUCGACUUUGGGGAAUGGAGGAGGCGAUGCAGCUCGGCCGUGGAAUCUGAGGACGAGGAGAGCUGCUUGCAACGAGCCGGGAGAUGAGGAGCCCACUGGCGUCGUCGUCAAGAGAGGUGGUAGUCACGAAGGAGAUUCAUCGCCGCAGAAAUUGAAAUUCUCUGUUUCUUUGUUGAGACAAGAGAUCGAAGAUGAUUUCACUGCCUUCGUUGGCAAAAAGCCUACUCGUAGGCCCAAGAAGAGACCGAGACCUGUCCAGAAGCAAAUUAAUACUCUUUUCCCCGGAUUGUGGCUUGCAGAAGAAGUAACAGCAUGCUCUUACGACGUCCCUGAGGCUGCUGCUGAAACAUGAUCAAAGAGUUUGAUUGUGGUUCAUGGAGAAAUCCUGAUGGUGAUAUCGCUCGCCUCAAGGCUGGAAACUGGAGUGUAACUUUACGUGUUUGCUACAAGAUGAAAACAGGAGGAACGCAAACUCGCGGGUCCUUCUCAGGUUUUGAAUUUUUUCAACUUUUUACUGAUAAGAGAAGCUUUCGGUGUUAAUUACAUUACAUCAGUACUAUCGUAUAUCAAAGACUGAGAUAAUGCGCGGUGUCGUGGAGCAAGGUCUUAGCAUUGGAUGAUCUCUGAAGUUAGCACCUUGGAAGUUUCUUUGCUUGAUGGAAUGAAUGUGUGUAUAUGUUGUUAGUUUAGGGUCUCUUUGUCUGAUUGAUACUGUUGUUUCUGUCAGGAUGAUGAUGGAGAUUUGAUCAGUGGUAAAGACUGAGCUGUGUAUCAAAUCUAAAUCAUGAAAAAAUGUACAAUUAUGACUGAGCUGUGUAUCACAUGAUCUAAAGCUUUAAUAAUAAGGAAUGAUCUAAGAAAAGCAAUGAGGCAGAGUUUAGAUACGGAAUCAACAUACAUGAUGAGUUCAAUGUAACAGGAUAUAC